This is a messenger RNA of Quercus robur (English oak), 2224 nucleotides long. Its product is annotated as SNF2 domain-containing protein CLASSY 3-like. The transcript is spliced from 4 exons. The coding region runs from base 1 to 2091 and encodes 696 amino acids. Gene Ontology annotation, biological process: gene silencing by siRNA-directed DNA methylation. The record is from RefSeq and is a predicted model, not a curated record. NCBI's taxonomy places the organism in Eukaryota, Viridiplantae, Streptophyta, Magnoliopsida, Fagales, Fagaceae. Gene Ontology annotation, molecular function: ATP-dependent chromatin remodeler activity; ATP binding.
AUGCAGUAUGAACUUCAUGUUCUUGAUCUUAUGAGUAUAUAUCUAUGUCAUUAUCUUAUUGUUGAAGAUGAAGAUUCCCUUCUUCCAAAGGAUGAAGUCGAUAGAGCUACCCUUUGCCAUCAAGGGUAUCAUCAGCUUAUUCUUGAUGAAGAAGUUGGACUUAGAUGUGAAUUUUGCCCACACGUGCAACUGGAAAUCAAGUAUAUUGUACCAGAUUUUAGUAUAAAUCCUUUUAGAAAAUCAGACAGGAGAGACUCAGGUGCAAUGAACAACUCCAUCAUUGAUGAGCUUAGGUCUCAAGACUGGUGUGGUGAUUCCCUCUCUAACUGUGAUCCCCAACUUCGAGCUGAAGGCACUGUGUGGGACAUCAUUCCUGGUAUAAAAAAUAGUUUGUAUCCACAUCAAUGUGAAGGUUUUGAAUUUAUUUGGAAGAAUAUAGCUGGAGGAAUUCAUCUUCAGAAGUUGAAACAUCAAACGACUUGUGCUGGUGGGAGUGGCUGCAUUAUAUCACAUGCUCCUGGGACAGGAAAAACCCGUUUAACCAUUGUUUUUCUUCAGACAUACAUGAAAUUACAUCCAACAUGCAGGCCUGUCAUUGUUGCUCCUCGUAGCAUGCUCCUUACAUGGGAAGAGGAGUUCCGGAAAUGGGAUUUUGACAUCCCAUUUCACAAUCUGAACAAGAAUGAGUUGUCAGGCAAGGAAAAGCUGAGGCAAGAUGGACACAUGAACAUAAGUGUAAUCCGUAUGGUAAAGUUGUAUUCCUGGAAAAAGGAUAGAAGCAUCCUGGGGAUCAGUUACACACUGUUUGAAAAGCUUGCUGGAGAAGUUAAUAAAAAGGGUAAAGUAAGGACUGAACAAGAUAAUCAUUUCAGGAAGAUCCUUCUUGAGGUUCCUGGUAUUGUAGUCCUUGAUGAAGGGCAUGUUGCUCGCAAUCCUGAUAGUCGUAUUCUGCAGGUUUUGUCAAAUAUAAAAACGGAUAAGCGCAUCAUCCUUUCGGGAACUCCAUUUCAAAAUAAUUUUUAUGAGCUUUAUAAUACGCUAUGCUUGGCAAGGCCAGUGUUUGAAGACAAAGAAGGUAAAUGGUUAUCUCUUACGAGUUCCAUUACUAAAGUCACUGAUGAUAGACUGAAAUAUGAGAAACUGAGGAAGGUUAGAGAUAUGAUUCAGCCAUUUGUUCAUGUACACAAAGGUUUCAUACUACAAGAAAAACUUCCAGGGCUGAGGGACUCUUUGGUUAUAUUACAGCCAUCCCAGCUGCAGAAGAGCCUCUUUGAGGAACUCCGUGAUCAUUUUGUAAGGUCCAGCUUCAAAUUUGAUCAUUAUGAAUCUUUGAUUUCUCUCCACCCUUCACUGUUGCUACAGUGUGGAGAUGACAGUUUUCCUUCUGACAAGCAUAAAUUAGAAAAAUCGAAUCUUGAGGCUGGAGUCAAAGCAAAAUUUUUAAUUGAACUCAUCCGUCUUUCUGAGGCUGUGAAUGAAAAAGUUUUGGUUUUUAGUCAAUUCCUUGAACCGUUAGCCUUUAUAAAGGACCAGCUUAAGUAUCAUUUUAAUUGGAAUGAAGGAAAAGAGAUGUUGUAUAUGGAUGGAAAGCAUAGUAUGGAGCAGCGCCAAUCCUCAAUUAAUGUUUUCAAUGAUCCAACUAGUGAAGCAAGGGUAUUAUUAGCAUCAAUAAAGGCAAGCCGUGAAGGGAUAAAUCUGGUUGGGGCUUCAAGGGUUGUUUUACUGGAUGUGGUAUGGAAUCCGUCAGUUGAAAGGCAAGCUAUAUGUCGUGCAUAUAGGCUUGGGCAGAAAAAGAUAGUGUACAUAUACCAUCUCAUUGCGUCUGGUGCAAGGGAAGAAGCAAAGUAUUAUCGACAAACUGAGAAGGACUUGUUGUCUGAGUUAGUAUUCUGUUCUUCUGGCAGGGGUUGUGAUCAGCAGAAAAUCUCCCGGACAGUGUCAGAUGAUAAAAUUUUGGAGGAGAUGGUUCAACAUGAUAAACUUAAGUAUAUGUUUGAAAAGAUAGCAUACCAACAGAAAGAGUCUAAACUGAUUGAGACUUAUAGCUGGUUGGAGAAAGAACCAGUAACAUCCUCACCGUCUAGUCCUUGAGGCUGAAUUUAUUUUGUGUUUUUUGGUUCUAGAAGUCCGGUCGCAUUAUAAAGCUAUCAAAAGUUUUUGUAAACAAGUGUAUUCAGUGAAGUAUGGUAAAAUUAAAAUGGAUUGUUUCAUACUUAGUUUGCAA